AGUUGGCAAACAACGUAGGAGGCACACAUUAUUCAUGUAAAAAAACCAAAAACCUGUUGCCGUGGAGUCGAUUCCGACUUAUAGCGACACUAUAGAACAGAGUAGGACUGCCCCAUAGGGUUCCCAAGGAGCGCCUGAUAGAUCUGAACUGCCAACCUUUUGGUUAGCACCCAAACUCUUAACAGCUACACCACCAGGAUUUCUAACCUUAUAGGAUUACCGAAUACCUUAAAUUCUCAUUAAAAGAUGACAGCAGGAAAGCUUUUGCCAUCCUGGGUCAUUAAGAUGCCUGGGGUUUCAGAGUCUCCUCCACACUACCUAAGUGUAUAGAGAAGGCCCUCUAUUCAAGAGAAGAUUGACGGUGAGGGAACUCAGGUAGAGUGCAGUGAGACAAGAGCUGACCAGUAGGGUGAGAGUGGGGAUGUUGACCAAAGUAGGCCUGAAGUUGCUAAAGCUUCAAGAGGCAGUGAACUGCCGAAACCUCCUUUUGCGGCACUAAGUGUAGGUCAGGAGAGCUUUGCUGUAUGAAGCCUUUGACUCCAACCCCUGCCACCCUAAUUUUACCAGGACCACCUGUCUGACCACAAUGCUGCUACUGCACUUAGUCUUUAUCACUAGGAAUAACUAAAUAUUCAUUUCUCAAAUACUUUUUUCAGCUUGUCAUGUGCAGGGCUCUGUGCUGUUGUGCCUCUAUAAUUGAUGCUGGUUUACUGUUAUUUUAAUAUGGUAUAAUCAUGCCCCCCCCCCAAAUUAUAAAGUUAGAGAAUAAACAAACAAAAUAGAAGAGCUAGAAAAAUGGGUUGUAGGUGAUGCUAGUCAAAGAACAAAUUGUCAAACAGGUGGAGAAUUAUUUCCUGAGUAAUCUCUGAAAACCUACAAUGCAGUGGUCGAGACAUGGGUCAGCAAAUUAUGGCCCAAGGGCCAAUUCCAACCCACUGCCUGUUUUGUAAAUGGAGUUUUACUGGAACACAGCCACACUUACUUGUUCACAUAUGGCUGCUUUUGCAUUACAAUAGAAGAGUUGAAUAGUUGUGACAGAGAACAUCUGGCCCACAAAGCCUAAAAUAUUCACUAUCAGGUACUUGAUGAAAAAAAAGUUCACUGGCUCCUGGUCUAGAAGUAAACAUACCAAAAGUGUUUUGAUUCUGAUUGAAAAACUCUAAAUUCUGGUUUUUCCACUACAGCAUAUAGCCCAUCUAUUGUAUAUGUGUUAUUUCUCAAAGACUUUCUUAUUAAGUCACAAGCAACUAUAAGUCAAUUUCAGAGGUAAAAAUUUAGUUACCACUAACUUCAAAAUUGUGUUUGAUUCUCAUUCUAGAAAUUGGCUGGUGACAAAUCAAACAUGAAGUUUGCAGUUUUGUUUUCUUUUUUUCUGCUUGUUACUUUUCAUGCUGAUUUUGGACAAAAUAAAGAAACUAGGAAGCAAGGGAGAAAGAUGAAUUACCGAAGAUUAAGGAAAAGUUCCUCACCCAACCACAGGUCAAACAGACAGCUUGGGGUACAGCAAACAGAUACUGUUACACCAGCCACAAGAUUUCCCACUGCUAACUUUGGUUAUACUAUGGAUGAAAACUUUGAAUCCUUUUCAAGUAUUACUGGAGAAGAAGCAAGCUAUAAUGUGUUACCAGGAAAAAAGGGGCAUUGCUUGUUCAAGGGGAUGAUCAUGUACAACAAAGCUGUAUGGUCCCCUGAGCCUUGUACUAUCUGCCUCUGCUCGAAUGGAAGACUGCUUUGUGAUGAAACCAUGUGCCACCCUCUGACGUGCCCCAAGACAUUUAUACCAGAAGGAGAAUGCUGCCCAGUCUGCUCUGAUACUGUCUCCUAUUCCUUGUUCAGUGGUAUAGCAUUAAAUGAUAGAACUGAAUUUUCUGGUGAUUCUUCAGAACAAAGUGAACCUACCGCUUUACUUCAUAAGCAACUGCCACCUACCCAGGUGGAAACGGACCAAGUAUUAAGAAAAGAAGCAUUUCAACCUGAGGAAGAGGGAGAUGAAAAAAUUAAAGAAGAUGAAGCUAUGCAGCCUCAGGUUCGGGGGAAAUUGCACACUGAGGAGGAGAGCAGAGAAGAAGAGCAAAAGCAGAGAUCUCAAGAGGAGGAGGGGCAGGCAUAUCAACAUCUAAAUCAAGGAAGGGAAGAGGAAGAGGAAGAUGAAGAGGAAGGGGAGGCAGAUGAAGAAGAUACUGUCAGAGGAGAUGUCUUCAGAACGCCCUCUCAAUUCCCAAUACCUGCUCCUCCUAGAGGCACACCGCCUCUGCCAAGCAGGUGCUCUCUGUCUUACAAGACCAUAAGCUGCAUAAAUGUGGAGCUCACACAGAUACCGCCAAUAACAGCACCAGAAAUAACAAGGCUGGAGCUGGCUGGGAAUUCCAUCACUUCCAUUCCAGACGAAGCAUUUAAUGGAUUACCUAAUUUGGAAAGGCUUGAUCUGAGCAAAAAUAAUAUCACUUCUGCAGGCAUAGGCCCCAAAGCAUUCAAGCUUCUGAAGAAGUUAGUACAUCUGAAUAUAGAUGAAAACAAUUUGAUACAGAUUCCUUCAGAAUUGCCAUCUACAUUAGAAGAGCUUAAAAUCAACGAAAACAAUCUCCAGGCUAUCGAUGAAGAAAGUUUAUCAGGCUUAAAUCAGUUGUUCACUCUGGAACUGGAAGGAAACAGUCUCAGUGAAUCCAACGUCAAUCCUUUAGCUUUCCAACCUCUGAAGAGCUUACACUACCUGCGUCUAGGAAAAAACAAAUUUAGAAUUAUACCACAGAAUCUUCCUGCUUCUAUUGAGGAAUUAUACCUGGAAAACAACCAAAUUGAAGAAAUAACUGAAAUUUGUUUCAAUCAUACCAGAAUGAUAAAUGUCAUUGUACUUCGUUAUAAUAAAAUUGAAGAAAAUAGGAUUGCUCCUUUAGCCUGGAUAAAUCAAGAAAAUCUCGAAUCGAUUGAUCUCUCCUACAACAAGCUCUAUCACGUUCCCUCAUAUCUACCAAAGUCUUUGCUGCACCUAGUGCUAAUUGGGAAUCAAAUUGAACGGAUUCCUGGCUAUGUGUUUGCUCACAUGGAGCCCGGCCUGGAGUACCUGUACCUGUCAUUUAACAAGCUUGUGGAUAAUGGAGUGGACCGUGUAUCUUUUUAUGGGGCAUACCAUUCUCUGAGAGAAUUAUUUCUGGAUCACAAUGACUUCAAAUCUAUACCACCUGGGAUACAGGAAAUGAAAGCACUACAUUAUCUGAGGUUGAACAACAACAAGAUACGGAACAUUCUUCCAGAAGAAAUUUGCAAAGCUGAAGAAGACGGCGAUUCAACUCUGGAACAUCUUCAUCUUGAAAAUAAUUACAUUAAAACAAGAGAAAUAUCGCCGUAUACAUUUUCAUGCAUAAGAUCAUAUUCAAGUAUUGUUCUUAAACCACAAAAUAUCAAGUAAUUCAAAAUUCUUCUUUGUCAUUUAUAAAAUGUACUCAUAUAUUUGUUGCAGCAUUUGUCAUAAGACAGACGUAAUUCUCAUGUUGUAUUUAGUGUCAUUAUGACAGUCAGCCUGGUUCACCAAUACAGAGACGAGUAACCAAAAAUGUACCCACAAGGUGUGUUAGUGAAGGUAAAAAAACAUUUGGUUUCCCACCUCUAGAAAGAACUUAUCAAAUUGCAAAGUUUUUCUCAUGAGGAUAGGAUGUUAUGCACUGCAGAGCUAGACAAGAAGAAUCUGGAACAAGACAUACACAUCCUUUAUAAUUAACCUGAGUUAACAACUCAUAAGUUAAUAACUUCAUAAAUCCUUUUAAAAAUUAUAUAUGUAUGUUAUAGUCCAAGAUCAAGAAGUAUUUUGGCAGGAAAAAAUAACAAAUAAAACUUAUGAAUUUAUGUUCUGUUAUUAAAACAGUAAUUUGUUAAUUUUCUUUAAGAUUUUAUGUUAUAAUUACUGAUAUAAAUACGCAUAAGUAUUGGCUUAGCUUUAGUUCCUUCUAUUAACUCCAAGUGUGAAAUUAAUACUAUUGUAAAGUUAAUUUCCAGGUUUUGAUCAUUGUACUAUGGUUAUGCAAGUUGUUACCAUCAGGGGAAGUUGGGAGAAGGGUAUACGUGUUCCUGUAAGUCAAAAUAUUUUUUAAAAUGUUAACAAAACAUUAUUCUAAAAUCUACUCUCAUUAUUCUCAUUGGUCAAGAUCAAAAGAUUUUAUGGAAAUCAGUGGAGUUUGUUUAAAAUACAGGCUGAUUAUUCUUGACUAUAACCUUGUAAAUGUAAACCUAAAGCAUCUAUUUAAAAACACUUUUGUUCCACUGAUGACAGUCAACACCUCUCUCUUUUGCCCUAAUUUGUUCAAUACAUCCUUUAUUCAGAUCAAUUUAACACAAAGCUAUUAGCAUUUACUAUGUACUAGGCCGUACCAAAACCACAUAUUACAAUUUUCAUUAUGUAACAAUAUUUUAUCUUUAUAUUGCUAAAAUAAAUUAUAAAAGGCAC
Molecule: messenger RNA, 4438 nt
Organism: Loxodonta africana (African savanna elephant)
Lineage: Eukaryota; Metazoa; Chordata; Mammalia; Proboscidea; Elephantidae
Gene: ECM2
Product: extracellular matrix protein 2
Exons: 9
Coding region: 1343-3406 (687 amino acids)
Biological process (GO): extracellular matrix organization; positive regulation of cell-substrate adhesion
Cellular component (GO): extracellular matrix
Molecular function (GO): protein binding; heparin binding; collagen V binding
Source: RefSeq, a predicted model, not a curated record